Messenger RNA from Microthlaspi erraticum, 2811 nucleotides. NCBI's taxonomy places the organism in Eukaryota, Viridiplantae, Streptophyta, Magnoliopsida, Brassicales, Brassicaceae. The record is from the annotation of a GenBank genome assembly.
AUGGGGAAGAACGGACCUGCAGGAGGCAGUGGUAAGGACGGGAUAGCUGCCGAAGGCGGCAACGGUAACACGGUGACUGCCGACUGCGGAAGGCGCAAGUUUCUUAAUAUGUUAAUAUUCCUUAACUUUCUUUUCGAUUCGAUGGAGGAGGGAGAUGGAGAGCGACGUGUUCGUGCCAGAAGAUCGGGUGGUAACGAAACAGGGGAAGAAGUGGAUCGGCUAAGCAAUUUGCCAGAUUGCUUGCUAUUACAGGUACUCUCGAAUCUCCCAAUGAACGAUGUGGUUAAGAGCAGUGCGUUAUCAAGUAGAUGGAGACAUCUCUGGAAAGAGAUUCACAGACUAGACUUGGCGUACGAAAAUUUCGAAGAGUACAACACAUUCGUGAGUUUCGUCGAUAGGUUUCUUGGUUUCAACAGUGAAUCGCCGCACUUGCAAAGCGUUAGGUUAUGGUACGAUUCCGAUAGGGUUGAUAACUCUGAAGCCGCUCUCGUCAGGCGGUGGAUUAGCCUUGUUGUCAAUCGGAAAGUGAAGUAUCUCCAUGUUUUGGAUGAUUCAUGGAGGAAUGAUAAUGUAGAGAUACCUCCUAGUGUUUACACAUGUGAGAGCUUGGUAAGGUUAGAGCUAAAUAACGUGACCUUGGCUGAUCCAAAGCUGAUUUCUCUACCUUGUCUCAGAUUCAUCGAGCUAGAUUCUGUUGACUCUGCAAACGAUUCGGCUUUCCAAGUGCUCAUCUCAGGCUGUCCUGUUCUCGAAAGGUUGAUUAUAAGGAGGAGCUUUUGUGACGGUAUACAAGUUUUACGUGUGCGUUCUCAGUCUCUGUUGAGCUUCACUCAUGUUGCGGACGGUGCUCAGGAUUUAGAUGAAGUUUUAGUAGUUGAGAUUGAUGCUCCUAGGCUUAAGUGUAUGAAGCUCAGUGAUUAUCGGAUCGCAAGUUUCGUACUGGAUAAUCCGGUUUCCCUUGUACAAGCGGAUAUCGAUUUUGUGUUUAACUUGAUUUGCGGAAGAAAGUUUGAUCCAAAUGAUGUGCAAAAGAGAAGUAUGAUUCGCAAGUUUCUUGUUGGGAUCUCUAAUGUCAAAGAUUUGAUCAUUUCCUUGAGUACUCUUGAGGUCAUUUAUGAGUACUCAAAAUGUGAACAACUACCAUUAUUCCGUAACUUAUAUUUCUUGCGUGUUAAGUUCGGCGACUACAGAUGGGAAAUGCUGCCAGUGUUUCUUGAGAGCUGUCCCAAUCUUAUAUCUCUUGUUGUGGGACCUCAUUACCGUCCGGUAGAGGAGAGGACUGAUAUUUUGUUCGAGCCUCGGAGUUACCUAUCAUCUCUCGAGUAUGUUAAGAUAGAAAGGCCAUUAAAAGGAGAGGACAUGGAGAUGAAACUAGAAGGGUACAUGGAAGAAGACGCAGAGAAUCAUCUAAGCUUGCUUGCCAAUUGCGCUGUUGAUAUGAAUAGGAUAGGGGCUGUAGAUAGGCUAAGCGAAUUGCCAGAUUGCUUGCUGUGUGAGGUUCUUCUGUAUUUUCCCACAAAAGAAGUGGUCAAGACUAGCGUGUUAUCGAGAAGAUGGAGAAACCUCUGGAAAUAUGUACCUCGUUUGGACUUGGAGUAUGGUGAUUUCCCGGAAUCACAGUACGACGCUGUUGUGAGCUUUGUCGAUGGAUUUCUGAGUUUUGAGAGCGACUCAAAGCUGCAAGAGUUCAGUCUAAAGGCCGAGUCUUUCGAGCUAAAGGAAGAUGGGGUAUGGGGUGAGCUUGAUGAUGUUCAAAUCCCUCACUGGAUCAACACUGUACUACUUAAGCGGAACGUCGAACAUCUCAAGGUUCUGGAGCGAAGAUUUCCUUAUCACAAGACUCUGGAGAUACCUUCAACAGUAUACACUUGUUGGACAUUGGUAGCCUUGGAGCUCCGUGACGUAGUCUUGCCUGUUCCAAGCUCUGUUUCUCUACCUCGUGUCAAAGCCAUCAAACUUGAAGCACUUGCCUAUGGCAAGGAUCAGACUUUCGAAAUGCUCAUCUCAGGCUGCCCAGUUCUUGAAAGCUUAUAUGUGAAGAGGUGUCCCUUUGAGAAAGUAAUUGUCUACCGUGUGCGCUCUCAGUCUCUACUGAGCUUCACUCUUGUUGGCCACGACGACUACGAAAUGGCGGCAGAUAUUUAUGCUGUGAUUGAUGCUCCUAAGCUUGAGUAUCUCGAGCUUUUUCAAGACCAAACAACUCUUUCCAUACUGAACAAUCUGGGAUCCCUUGUUACGGCAGAUAUCGAUACUCGGUUUAACUUGCCUUACGAAGACAGAGAGAUGCUCGAUCCUAGUGAUAUGCCAAGGAGAAAGAUCAUUCGUGAUUUUCUCAUGGGAAUCUCUAGUGUUAGAGAUAUGGUCAUCUCUUCGGAUACUCUCGAGAUCAUCUAUGAUUUCUCGAGAUAUGAACAAAGACCAAUACCCUUGUUUCGCAACUUAUCUUCCUUGCGUGCUAACUUCUUCCACAACAGGUGGGAAGUGUUGCCAGUCUUUCUCCAGAGCUGCCCGAAUCUGAAAUCUCUCUCCUUGUCAUUUAGUGAAGAUCCUUUGGAGCAGGAAACUAGUGUUUUACCUGGACCUUAUAGCUUCCUACCAACUCUCGAGUAUGUUGAGAUAGAGAAGGCAAUGGAAGGCGACGUGGUGGCAUUCACAAAACUGGCGAGGUACUUUCUGGAGAAGUCAACAAUCCUCAGGAAAUUCAGUUUCCUUUUGAGCGAUUUCAGUGAAGAGGAAGAAUCUGUCAUCCUCACGAAACUACUUGCCCUGCCAAGACUCUCUAGCUCAUGCGAAGUUGUCGUUAUCAGAUGA